AUGGUUCUACGCCAGGUUCGAUUCCGGAACGGCAAGCUGCUGGUGGAUACCUUGAAAGACUUGGUGGAGGGGAAAUUGCAUCCGUCCCAGCUGCCGUCCUUCUCCGUGUGGUCGCAGGGCAGCCGCUGGUACGCCGUUACGGGCAAUCGCCGCCUCUGGGUCCUCCGGGAGCUGUCCAGAGUCACCGGCGAAGCAGUGAGGGUGCGCGUCCGGCAGCUGCGAUUGGACGUGCAUCUAUCCAGCUGGUUUCGGCGCAGGUUCACCACGGCUUGCGACGGCACAGCUGUGCAGUACCGUGGCAAGCGGGGCUGCCAUCCGAGCAUGCGGAUGGCCUUGCUCUCACCAGGUCCCGGGGCCCACGAGAAGCUUCUCGCCGAGGCGCUUGCGGCGGGCUCGGGCCAGAUGGCCCUGGCGGACCUGGACGCCAAGUUCGAGGAGUUCUCAGUGGCGGAGCUGGUGAAGUCCAGGCCCGAGCUUUUCACGAGGUCUUCCGACAUGGUGAGCUUCACCCCGGUGCUUCCCUACAAGCAAAGUGCUGACGGGCGUUCCUGUGGCAGCGCCACUCAGGCACCGGUGGUUCCAUCGGGCCGCUGGACGAAGAAGGAGGCGCCAGCAGCGCAAGUCGACUCCUCCGUGGAUCCCUCAAGAGGGAAGGCGGAAUCCGAAGUGACCGAAGUGACGGAAGCCAGGCCGCUUCCCUACAAGGCCCCUCCGGUGAAGCCUCCUGCCAGUGUCCCAGACCGCGGGCCAGCACGCGAUGGUCCGGGCGACUCCUGCUCCGCCCCUUCUGGGCCUCCUGGGCCUUCUGGGCCUCCCAAGGUCGGCGUUCCCAACGCGCGCCUGCAGCCUCCGCCGGGCGCGGCCGGCGCACAAAGUGUUCCUCGUAUCGGGGAUGCUCAGCCUGCCGCACCUGUCCCCAAGCUUCCGCCGGAAGGCUUUGGGAAGUCCAGCUACCUCGCCCAGCCGCGAUCACCAGAGCCGGCCGCACCUCCUGCAAGCCCUUCGGCCCAGAUGGCAAAGCCGAAAGGUCAGCAGGAGAGAUGCCUCCCGCGGCCAGCCCCACCAGAUCCUGCAGCCAAGUCCACCACGCCAGCGCUGAGAGGUGCAGGCGCGUCGGCCGAUUCGGCGCGAGAGCGCGUCGGCGCUGGCGAGACUGGGGCGCAGGCCGACUCCGGGGCUCGGGUGGCGAAAGCAUCCCUCGAGCGUGCGCGGCUCAAGCCCGAACAGGCGCCGCACGUGAAGCCAUCGCCACCCGAGCCACUCCAGCCCUGCGUCUGCGACCUCCACAGCUUGCUGUCGAAGCUGCCGGCCAAGCUCUUCGAAACCGCGGGCGUGCCUGCCUGCGCCAGGCUGCUGCACCGGUGGAAGGCGCAGCGGCUGAUUUUGAAGGGCGGGCUGCCCCUGCAAGUGGCCCUGGCCACGCGCUGGCUGCCCUCUUCCCACCUUCCGCAGGUGCCCCUCCUACAGGAGGACCUCGUAGCCUUCGCAGAGCGCCUGGGGCUGGAGAACCCCAAGGGCGGCAUUCGUCUCAUCCCAGGGACCCUGCACCGGGCCAGCCUCUGCUACCACGGGGCACGCCUGGAUGCCGUGGUGGUGCAUGUGACGCGGCUGCUGCCAGGCCUCAGCCAGCCCCUCCAGGCGAAUGCCUUCAUGGGCUCCCUGCUCCUGAUGGGCCCCAGCAGCUGUGGGAAGACCACCAUCUUGAGGGAUCUCAUCGCCACUUUGUCGCCGAUUUGCCAGGUGGUGGUGCUGGACGUGGCAGCGGAGAUGAGCUAUGCCGAGUUCCCACAUGCGCGGAUGGUGGCGCCGGCGGAGGAGACCCCCGACACGGCUUCGGUGCUGCAGCGGGUGAUUUCCGAGCAGAGCCCCGAGGUCGUUGUGGCCGAGUUCCUGGACGGAGACGUCGCGCUCCAGUGCGCGCAGCUGUGCUUCGAUGCCGGGGUUCGGCUGGUCUGCUCGCUGCGGCAGUCCUUCACGAGCCUGGUGGAGUCGUUCCUCCGCCGAGGCACCGGACUCUUCGGCUGCUUUGCGUUUCCCUUCGGCGCGGUGGUCGUCCUCCGCCGGGAGCUGGACGUGUGGAAAGUCUACGCCCCUGCCGGCGCAGUGGUGUGUGCCAUGAGUGCGGGCCGGCGGGCGCGCUGCCCCACGCACCACAUCCCCAACAGCCCGGCCCUGCACCCGUCCGGCCUCGUGCGCCUGAAGAACCUGGGCCUUCCAACAGAAGCACAAGAGCCGGUCCCCGACGAGAUCGGGGCGCACUCCGGACGCCGGAUCGAGGUCGUGUGA
Messenger RNA from Symbiodinium natans, 2286 nucleotides. NCBI's taxonomy places the organism in Eukaryota, Dinophyceae, Suessiales, Symbiodiniaceae. The record is from the annotation of a GenBank genome assembly.